Molecule: messenger RNA, 1512 nt
Organism: Hyaloperonospora brassicae
Lineage: Eukaryota; Oomycota; Peronosporomycetes; Peronosporales; Peronosporaceae
Source: the annotation of a GenBank genome assembly
AUGAGCGUUCUAGUUGUUGAUCAUGUCCCAACGGAAGGCUCGCGCGCCUAUGCCAUCAUCGUGUGCAUCUUUGCCGCUCUCGGUGGUCUCUUUUUUGGCUACGACCAGGGCGUGACGUCGGGUGUGCUCAUCAUGGACUCGUUCAUCAACGACUACUGCGUCGGCUGGCACAACUUCACGUACGAACAGUGCACGUCUGCGUCAUCCAAGUUGCCGACCGAGUGGACGGGCUUUACAGUAUGGUACAACAUGACGUACAACCUUGGCUGUCUCGUGGGUGCCUUUGUGGGUGGCUUCGUAGCGGACAAGCUGGGGCGUCGCUGGACUAUCUUCACGGCCGGUUUGAUCUUCUGUAUCGGCACUUUGUGGGUCUGUUUGAACAAGGCACAUGAGCAUGGACUCAUGUACAUUGCUCGUGCGAUCCAAGGAAUCGGUGUGGGCAACUCGUCGUUCUCACUGCCGCUCUUUGGUGCGGAGAUGGCUCCCAAAGAGUUGCGUGGUCUACUAUCGGGCUUCAUGCAGAUGACUGUCGUAACGGGUAUCUUUUUGGCCAACAUUGUCAACCUCAUUGUCGAGCAUCGCGAUCGCGGCUGGCGGACGACCAACGGAGUGGCUAUGGCCGCUCCUCUUGUCGUCAUGCUAGGCAUCUUCUUUGUGCCAGAAAGUCCUCGUUGGACGUACCUGCACAAGGGCAAGGAGGAAGCAGGAGAAGUUCUUAUGCGUCUUCGAAAGACGGGUAACGUCCAUCACGAACUACAGGCCAUAGGUGACCAGGUUGCAGAAGAACAAGUAGCAGAUAAAGGAUAUUGGGAGCUGCUUGAACCGUCUAUCCGGAAGCGCGUGGCUAUUGCCAUGCUACUGCAAAUUCUGCAGCAGGCCACGGGUAUCAAUCCGAUCAUGAGCUACGGUGGUCUCAUCUUCCAGGACAUCACCAAAGCCGGCAUUUAUUCGGCCUUUUUCCUAUCUGGUGUCAAUCUCGUCAGCACCAUCCCAGCCAUGCGUUGGGUGGAUACCACAGGACGCCGGAGGCUGCUACUAAUUGGCGCUAUCGGUAUGGCAGCUGGUCACUUGUUCGCUGCCAUCCUCUUCACCUCUGUCUGUAAUGGCAAUGUCGAAAACGCCGGAUGUCCGACCGUCAGCGGAUGGUUAAUUUGCAUCGGCUCGGCCUUCUUCGUGUUCAACUUUGCCAUCUCAUGGGGUCCUAUAUGCUGGAUCUAUCCUGCGGAAAUCUUUCCGCUGAGCGUGCGUGCCACCGGCGUGACGCUGUCGACGGCUGCGAAUUGGGCCAUGGGUGCUGUCAUGGCAGAAGUGGUCAAGCUCUUCCCGCACCUGAACAUCGACGGCGUCUUUUACCUAUUUGCAGGUCUAUGCUGUGUCUGUGGCGUGUUUGUGUAUUUCUUCUGUCCAGAGACCAAGGGUCUCUUGCUCGAGGACGUCGAGGCCCUUUUCGACAAGGGCAGAGCAAAGUCGCCCAAUUUCGUGGAAGUCAAGUCUCCCGUGGCGAGAAUGUGA